This is a messenger RNA of Cydia amplana, 2028 nucleotides long. It is a transcript of the gene OstDelta, whose product is annotated as dolichyl-diphosphooligosaccharide--protein glycosyltransferase subunit 2. Bases 154 to 2028 code for a protein of 624 amino acids. NCBI's taxonomy places the organism in Eukaryota, Metazoa, Arthropoda, Insecta, Lepidoptera, Tortricidae. The record is from RefSeq and is a predicted model, not a curated record. The transcript has 10 exons. Gene Ontology annotation, biological process: protein N-linked glycosylation. Gene Ontology annotation, cellular component: oligosaccharyltransferase complex; membrane.
UUUUCUACUGGCAACUUUUGUUGCUACGUCGAUCGUUUCUGUCAAGCUUUGCCGGCGAUGAAUUCGUUUUUAUUUAUUUUCUAAGAAGAAAGUUAAAGGAAUCCCGGAAAUAAUUUAGGAAUAAAGUAGGAUUAUACAAAUUCUACUUUUAAAAUGUACUUUCGUGCAUUUGUAUUAGUAAGCAUCGUAGCACUAGGCCAUGCCAACACACUGCCGGGCACGAUCGACGUGAAGCGGCUGGAGGGCAUCCUGCAGGAGAACCUGAAGAGCAAGGACCUCAGCUCCCUGUACUAUGCGGUGAAAGGCCUGAAACAGCUCAACGCCAAGAUCCCUAACAUCUGCGAGGACUUAAAAACUAUAAAAUACGACCUCAAGAACAUUGAGCAAGUGUACUACCUCACCAACACGGCGGCCCUCUCCAACUGCCUCAACUCCCUCAAGCCCGAGGUCCUGAGCGCUCCCGCCCAGACCCUGGACAAGAAGGACGCCACCAUCCCGGAGCUGUACUACGCCGUGUACUCGCUGAAGGCUCUCGGAAAGGGCUCCGUGUAUGACAAGGAGGAUGGGCUUAAGAAUCUCAUUCAGUUGCUGAAGAAGGAUGAUUCUCCGGCUAAUUACGGCUACGUGUUCGGGCUCUGCGAGCACAUGGGCUGCCUGGCGUGGAGCGCGGCGCACGCGGAGGGCGUGCUGCUGGCCGCGGACGAGAGCGACGCCAGGGCCCUGCACUUCGAGGGAGGCCUACCUGUCACUUCUCUAGUACUCUCCACCGUACUCAGGACGUACAAGUCCCUGUCGAAGCCAUCGCCCCUGACCUCGGAGCAGAAGCUGAAGUUCGCCGCGUACCUGGUGUCGCGGCGCUCCGUCAACACGGCGCGCGGGGCGGCGCUGCUGCUGGGCGCGGCGCAGGCCCUCGCUGACGACCAGCCAUCACCCAUCUCCAUCGCCAUCAAAGGCAAAAAGUACAUCUCGUCCGACUCGGACUCCAUCGAGAUCUCCAUCACGGACCUGCUCGGGCGCCCCGUCAAGGGCCUCAAGGCCGACAAAGUCGUCGCCCAGUCCGGCACCAGACUCGCCGAUGACGUAGUUGUGCUGUCUAAACAACCUUUAACACAGAAGCCGAACGAACCUACAACUUUCAUCCUGAACUUAAGCAAGAUUAAAGCUCAAUAUGGCUUGUACAAGAUAGCCCUAAGCGCGGAUAGUAAGACGGCCAGCGUGAAUGUAGCAGUGCUCGGAGAGAUCCAGGUGGGGAGCGUGGAGGUGGGCAUCGGGGACGUGGACGGGACGACUAGUCCGAGGCUCACCACGGUGGCCUACCCCAACAAACUGGCGGAAAAGCUGCAGGCGGACCAUAUGCAGAAGGUGACCCUGAAGCUGACCGUGAAGGACAAGUACGGAGCCCCGGUGCUGGUGCAGCAGGCCUUCGUGCGCGUGGCGCCCGCGGCGGCGGCGGCGGCGACCCCCGACCUCGAGGCCAUCUACGUGGCCGAGCCUGACAACGCCAAGGCCUACAAGGUCGACCUGAACGUGGGUGCCAUCUCGAAGCACCUGAGGCACGGCUCGGGCGCCUACUCGCUCACGCUGUACCUGGGGGACGGCGCCGCGGCCGCGCCCAUCGCCUGGCACCUCGGCGACGUGCUGCUCAACUUCGGACAUGAAGUCGCGUUACCUGCAACCCCAGCUCCGGCCAGUCGCGGCCCGCUCCCCGAGAUCGGGCACCUGUUCCGCUCGGCGGAGCCCCGGCCGCCGCGGCUCGUGUCCGACGUGUUCGCGGCGGCCUGCGCCGCGCCCCUGCUGCUGCUCCUCGUGCUGUGGGCCAAGCUCCGGGUCAACCUGUCCCACAUGCCGCUCACACCCAGCAUGCUGCUCUUCCAUCUAGGCUUGGGAGGUUCCCUGGCGCUGUACGGCGUGCUGUGGCUGCGGCUGUCCAUGUUCGAGACGGCGCGCUACCUGCUGCCGCUCGCCGCCGUCACCUUCCUGGCCGGCCACCGCCUGCUGCGCCGCCUGGUGGCCGACAAACAACACUAA